Molecule: messenger RNA, 2724 nt
Organism: Microplitis demolitor
Lineage: Eukaryota; Metazoa; Arthropoda; Insecta; Hymenoptera; Braconidae
Gene: GTPBP1
Product: GTP-binding protein 1
Exons: 9
Coding region: 676-2592 (638 amino acids)
Biological process (GO): translational elongation
Molecular function (GO): GTP binding; GTPase activity; translation elongation factor activity
Source: RefSeq, a predicted model, not a curated record
GCUCCCAGCACCCAGCAGUUCCUGGUCUCGGCAAUUGUGCGUUAUAGGUACAUAUGUACUUCCGUUACGCUAGUCUUCUUUCAGUAUAUACCUAUAUAUACUAGUAUAUAUAAUAUGAAAGUAGUUUGGUCGUUUUGACCGUUUUGACAGAAGUAGUAUAGUACAGAGAGAAAAAGAAAAGAAAAGAAAAAAAAAUAAAGGAUAAAGGCAUCAGUGGUGGUUGUGCUAUUCUCUAUUAUUAUAUAUAUGUAUACAUCAAUAUUUUUGUUUUUGUCCACAUAAAUCAAACCAAUACACACAUUGUUAUACAUAUAUACAUAUGCAUAUUUAACGUACAAUACCGUAUGAUGACGAAAUAAUUGAUGAUGAUAAAUUUUUCACCAAUACUUUCAAAGAGGAUACAUAUGUGUUGAUUAAUUGAUUAAUAAUUAUUGAUUAAUAAAUAAUAUGAAUAAUUAAAUUGUUUAUUUUAAAUCAGUAAUGCACAUGUUUAAUUUAUUUACAAUAUGCUACCGGACUAAAUUUCGAUUAAAAUUUAUGCUACAGUUAUUAAAUUGCUGAAUCUUAUAAUUGUUUGAAAUUAAUUUCUUUCGCGGUUUUUUUUUUCUUUCUUAAAUCUAUAUCAAAAUAUAUUAAAGUGUAAUCUUUAUUAGACAUAUAAAUUAUUAAUUCAAUAUGUCAGCUAAUUUAGCUUCACCUUCGAGAAUGGAAAUUGUUGAAAAUAAACAUGAUCCCAGUGUUACUUCUGAUUAUUCAAGUAUCAGAGGAAAGGAUGUACUUGUUAGUCCAUCGGAACAUCAAUAUGAAUUACUUUUAAAACGAUUAAAAGAACGUGUUGAUGAUGGUGGAAGUGAAACGAUAUUUAAUAUUGGUAUUGGUGAAGAUGGAUCGGAAGAUGGAUUGAAACCUGAUGAGUAUGAAGCUUCAAUUGCUACACUACAGUCACUGGCAGCGACAAUAGAAGCUGAUUGUGUACUUUUACGUCAAAGUAAAGUUGAUCAAGGGCUAACGGGACAAUAUCUCGUGCGAAAACGUUUAAAUAUACAAGAUUUUUUGGAAAUAAGAGUUGCCGUUGUAGGUAAUGUUGAUGCCGGUAAAUCGACAUUGUUGGGAGUUCUGACACACGGUGAACUUGACAAUGGACGAGGUCUUGCAAGACAAAAAUUGUUUCGUCACAAGCACGAGGCUGAAUCUGGUCGAACAAGUUCAGUUGGCAAUGAUAUUCUUGGAUUCGACAGUGUCGGAAAUGUUGUGAAUAAACCUGAACAUGGAUCUCUGGAUUGGGUUAAAAUUUGUGAGAAAUCAUCAAAAGUAAUAACAUUUAUAGAUCUUGCUGGUCAUGAACGUUAUUUAAAAACUACUGUUUUUGGAAUGACUGGGCAUGCUCCUGAUUUUGGUAUGCUUAUGGUCGGAGCCAAUGCAGGUAUCGUUGGAAUGACUAAGGAACAUUUGGGUUUAGCUCUUGCAUUAUCAGUACCUGUAUUUGUAGUUGUCACUAAAAUUGAUAUGUGUCCUCAAAAUAUUUUACAAGAAAAUUUAAGGCUACUUAUUCGUAUAUUAAAAUCACCAGGUUGUAGAAAAGUACCCGUUACUGUUAAAACUCCAGAUGAUGUAGUAGUUAGUGCUACUAAUUUUGUCUCUGAAAGACUGUGUCCGAUAUUUCAAGUAUCAAAUGUAAAUGGUGAAAAUUUACAUCUUCUUAAGAUGUUUUUAAAUUUAUUGACUGCUAGAAUUACUAGCCACGACAAUGAACCAGCUGAAUAUCAAAUUGAUGAUACCUAUUCAGUACCUGGUGUUGGAACAGUUGUAUCAGGUACAACUUUAAAAGGUGUUAUUAAAUUAAAUGAUGUAUUAUUAUUAGGACCAGAUCCUUUAGGUCAUUUUACUCAAAUUACAAUAAAGAGUAUUCACCGUAAACGUAUGCCUGUAAGUGAAGUACGAGGUGGUCAAACAGCAAGUUUUGCAUUGAAAAAAAUAAAACGAUCACAAAUACGAAAAGGAAUGGUUAUGGUAUCACCAGCAUUAAAUCCUCAAGCUUGUUGGGAAUUUGAAGGGGAAAUAUUGGUGUUACAUCAUCCAACAACAAUAAGUUCACGUUAUCAAGCUAUGGUUCAUUGUGGAAGUAUAAGACAAACUGCCUCAAUACUUUCAAUGUCACAAGAUUGUUUAAGAACAGGCGAUAAAGCUUUGGUACACUUUAGAUUUAUUAAACAUCCCGAGUAUAUUAAACCAGGACAACGAAUGGUUUUUAGAGAAGGACGUACUAAAGCUGUUGGUAAUGUUUUAAGAUUAAUUCCACACUCUAGUAUUUCUCAUUCAAAUAAUUCAAGAACUGGAAAACAACAAAAUAAAAAUAAUCAACAGUCACGUUCUACAUCAACAUCAACAGCAUAUGCAUCAGGAGACAAUAAUGACAAUAAUAGUGAGUCAAUAGCUGCUUCAAAACGUGAAAAUUUACCACAAAAAAUGAUCUCUGGGCCGAUAAAUAAAAGAGGAAAGGGUCGAAUGGGUAACCGUACUCAUAACGUUAAUUCAACAACUAUUCAACCUCUUUCUGAGCAAAAUCCACCUGCUUCAAACAUCAAAAACUAGUGUACAAAAUAUACAUGUAUAUUAUAAUAUAAUAAUUAUAUCACCUUGCAAUUAUUUCUUAAUAAAAAUUAUUAUUACUCUUAUAUAAUUUUCUAAAUCGUACUUAAAAAAAAAUAUUAUGUAUAUUAUAAA